Messenger RNA from Penaeus vannamei (Pacific white shrimp), 307 nucleotides. NCBI's taxonomy places the organism in Eukaryota, Metazoa, Arthropoda, Malacostraca, Decapoda, Penaeidae. The record is from RefSeq and is a predicted model, not a curated record.
AUUUCGUGGUUGAUGCAACAAGGAAGGGGAAUAAGAUCCGCUUUGCAAAUCACUCCAUUAAUCCGAACUGUUAUGCAAAAGUCAUGAUGGUUAAUGGUGACCAUCGCAUUGGCAUAUUUGCAAAAAGACAUAUACAGUCUGGAGAGGAACUGUUCUUUGACUACAGAUACGGACCAACAGAACAGCUAAAAUUUGUCGGCAUAGAAAGGGAAAUGGAGUUCCUUUAAUGAUGGCCAAUAAUCUAAAUCUUUACGUACCUAAGGUGAAAAAAGAAAAUCACUGUUAUUUAAGCCAUAUCACUGUUUUG